CAUAAAACUGCUUUAAACGUACUUGUCUUCAAGGGAAAUAGCCCAUAAUUCCCCGCAAUAAAAUCAAAAUAUUUUCCAAACGAUGAGAAUCAAACUAGUUAUUUCCUUAUUCUUACUUAAUUCAUUUAGAUUUAUUGAAAGUGAUGAUACAACAAAUCGUGGAUUGAGCUGGUAUGAAAGUCUUCCGGCUGUCGCUAUGGACUAUAAAGUGCAUAUUGAUGCAGGAAAGGAAGACUGUUUUUAUCAAUAUGUUGCAAGUGGUGCUACAUUCUAUGUCUCGAUGCAGGUAAUUCGUGGAGGGGAUGGAAUGGCUGGAUUUGCUGUUAAGCAUCCAAGUGGACAAAUCGUUCAUCCAUACCAAUGGCAAGCAAAUUCAGAUUACACAGAUGGGCAAUCAACAGGUGGAUAUUAUUCUGUCUGCAUUGACAACCAGUUUUCAAGAUUCGCUGGAAAGCUUGUGAAUUUGUAUAUAACUGUCGUGAAAUAUGAUGACUGGGAAAGGUUCACAAAAGAGAUCGAAGAUCUCAAUCUUAACAUGCAAAAUUUUACGCAAGUAGUGCAGACAGUAGAAACAAAUUUAAAUGUCAUGUCUCAAUAUCAAGCAAAUUCAAGAGCGAGAGAAGCUAGAGAUUACGCUCUUAUUAGAGACAAUAAUUCAUAUGUUGGAACAUGGUCUAUUGUGCAAAUUUUUGUGAUUGUCGUAACAACGACUGUUCAAGUGUAUUUUGUUAGGAAGCUUUUUGAUAUUAAAUCAAGUGGAUAUUCAAGGAGUCGAAUAUAAACUUUAGGUAUUUUCAAUAUAAAUGAUUAAAGCAAUUUUAAUCAAAUUCCAGAAUGAAAGAAUUAAUUGCUUUAACGACAUCCAUAAGCACACUUCCAAUUUAAAAUAAUACUUUAGUUUCAAAAAUACUUCUUUUUCAUUUUUGCAAAGUUACAUGUUACAUGUGCUCUCGAUUUCUGAUGAUUUUGAUCUUUGGAAUUUCGUAUGGGUUUUUAAAACAGUUAAGUUCUUUCAAAUAAUUAUAUUUAUCAACGAUCGGAUUAUGUACUAAAUAACGAACAAAUAAUAGCAUAAACGAGCAGCAUUCCUUAAAAAGAGAAUUAUUUUUGUCAAUUUUGUUAAAGAAAGGCAC
This is a messenger RNA of Chironomus riparius, 1133 nucleotides long. Lineage: Eukaryota; Metazoa; Arthropoda; Insecta; Diptera; Chironomidae. The record is from the annotation of a GenBank genome assembly.